Messenger RNA from Solea senegalensis (Senegalese sole), 6172 nucleotides. RefSeq names its product protein kinase, AMP-activated, alpha 1 catalytic subunit (gene prkaa1). The record is from RefSeq and is a predicted model, not a curated record. The transcript has 8 exons. The coding region runs from base 2378 to 3826 and encodes 482 amino acids. Gene Ontology annotation, cellular component: cytoplasm. Gene Ontology annotation, biological process: protein phosphorylation; intracellular signal transduction. Gene Ontology annotation, molecular function: ATP binding; protein serine/threonine kinase activity. NCBI's taxonomy places the organism in Eukaryota, Metazoa, Chordata, Actinopteri, Pleuronectiformes, Soleidae.
CUUAGAUUACAUCCUGCUAGCUGCACCAUAAUCCCCCGCUGCCCUAUCACUGCCACCCACUAUGCUAUUUCAAGGCCUUUAGUGGUGUGUUUUAGAAUGCAUCCAUUUAGGACAAUAUCUUUCUGAGACAGUCUCCCUUCCCAUCAGUCCUCAAGCGAGUCUGCAUUAAUGGCUGUUUUGUUUAUCUCCCUUUUAGGCUUUCAUUUCACAAUACUAAAGUGCUUCAUGGGUGUGAUGUCAUGUUGUACAUAUCUUUCUGUCAGGGUCAGACUACAUUUAUUAAUUACAAAUUGCAUAUUGACUAUAUUUUGAUAUUGCUCCGUACAGUGCAGUGGCAGUUUUCAAUCUAAAUUAAUUUUUUGAUACACAAAAGCAGUGUUUUUCUUCUCUUUUUUUUACUUGUCGUUUAUAGCGUUGCCGAAAACAUCAGCACACCAGCAGAUAACCAGGUGUAAUUUUUUAAAUGAGUCAUUGUUUACAGUAUGUGAAAUGACUGAACCACUAAUUGUUAGAGGCCAGCUCAGUACAUUGUCACAUUGUUUUAAUGCACAGGCGCACUCAGCAUUUAUUGUCAAAAUACUUCAUCUGAUAAACUUAAAAUUGCUGUGUUUAUAAAUUUGUUGCUCAUCUAAAAAUAUCGUUGGAAAAUUGCCAUAGCACUUCCUGCCUGCUAUGUGAAUGCCCAAAGAUUGCAAAACCAUGAUUAGGGGCUUGUGAAACUGACCAGCAGGGGUGGCUAAUUGUUUGAAAUACCAGCUCCGUGUCAUGCAUGCACCCUGUCAGACACUAAUCCCAAACAUUGAGAUUUUAGACUUUUCCCUGGUAAUUGUUGGAGAUUAGUUUUUAGGAUUGUUUAGACACAGUUGCUGGAGAACGGCAGGGUUUCUUCCUGUGCCGUGGCGAGGCGAGUAGAGCCGAUUGUUGUGUGUUCGAACGUCAGAGAGAUGUGCGUAGGUGGAGCAUGGAGUAAUGUGUGCCGUGUGUUUACAUUAGCGAGCCACAGGUGCCACAGGUGUCAUAACAAGAGAGGUCUCCUUAUUACGGUUCAGAGGUCUGCCCCCCCACCCCCGACAUAAUGUUUUACUGUAAACAUCGACUGUCAAUUUAUGGGACAUCGCCCAACCCUAGUAUCUGUCAUAUCCGCUUAAACAUCGGUACUUGACCACUAUUGCCUUUACUCCCAGGCAGAAAAAUGCAAUUGGUUUGCAAUUGGUUUGAGAGUAGAGUGGCAGUGCAGUUUCUGUAAAGCCGACCAACAUUUCAGCUGUUGCGUUGUAUAGCUUAUUCUGCUGUUUGAUGUUGAAAAUAACAAUCAUGAAAAGAGAUGUGGCUUAUGUUCAAGUUCAGCCACACUUCCACUGUAGUGUAAAUAGAUGUAGGCAUGAUGGAUGACAUUGUGGAUACAAGAAUUGCUCACAAAGCCUAGGACUCAGCGGUUAGACAUCGAUCAACAAGACAUAGUUUGUGUAAUUUAGUAAAAAAACACAUACUUGACGAUUAGCUCUUAAUUGUGUGCCAAAUAUUAUUCCUGAGGUCCUUGUUUCAUUGCCUUGUCCAUAACAUAGUUUCAUUUACAGAUUCCACAAACCUGAGGAAACCAUGAAAUCAAAAACAACAAGGGUUGUUUUGAGCAAAUAAUAUUAAAUGAUUGAGCUUCUCCUAUCCAGGGUUGUGAGUUAAGACAUUAUCUUGCUUCUGUGAUUCAGAAUUUGUUUAACAUUUGUGCAAUAUGAAAAAACAGAGGUAUUAAUGAAAUCAAAGACAGUUAUGUAAACUGUAUCAUGCAGUGCUUUUAUUAAAAUUAGUUUUGUAAUACCAUGGUUUCCAUCAGGCUGUAGAGUUUGGCUCGGCUUGUUAUGUUACACAAUUAUUUGCAUUUUCACUGUCAAAAUGUUUAGAAGUGUGCCAAAACAACUGUUUUGCACCCAUCCAUUGGAGCAAGCAAGAUAUUCUUGGUCUUACGGGGCGGCUAGACACACUGCAGUUGAUGUCAACAAAGAAUCGUCAUGUAUGUGCAACAGUAGGGAAGAUUCCUGUGUUUCUGUGCAGCCUUCUCUCAAGCAGAUCCUGACUUCUUCUUGUGAUAAAUGGCAACAUACCAAAAAGAAAGAACGUGGGAUAUGGUGGAUGUCCGCCAUUGUUUCUCUUUGAUUACGAUGUUGUGUUCUUCUUCUUUAUGGAUUUAUUGGAGAGCUACACUGAGUCAUGCUGGUAUGAGGCCACACUAUUUACAUGGUUAGGUGCACUUGCAUCAAUAUCGUCAUAAUGUACGUUUCUGGCUCACACAACAAACAGUGGAUAGACAAGUCAGAUCAGAGAUUAACCAUUCCAAACUGCACUGUGGUAUCAGGUUAUUAGCACCCCUACAGAUAUCUUCAUGGUGAUGGAAUAUGUCUCGGGAGGAGAGCUCUUUGACUACAUCUGCAAAAAUGGAAAGUUGGAUGAAAAGGAGAGUCGUCGGCUGUUCCAGCAGAUUAUUUCAGCAGUAGAUUACUGCCAUAGGCACAUGGUGGUGCACCGAGACCUCAAGCCUGAAAAUGUGCUACUUGACGCACACAUGAAUGCCAAGAUUGCAGACUUCGGUUUAUCAAACAUGAUGUCAGACGGAGAGUUCCUGCGAACAAGCUGCGGUUCUCCAAACUAUGCUGCUCCAGAAGUCAUCUCAGGAAGGUUAUAUGCUGGUCCAGAGGUGGAUAUCUGGAGCAGUGGUGUCAUUCUCUAUGCCUUGUUGUGUGGGACACUUCCCUUUGAUGACGACCAUGUGCCAACACUCUUUAAGAAGAUCUGUGAUGGUAUCUUCUUCACCCCACAGUAUCUGAACCCUGCAGUAAUAAGCCUCCUUAAACACAUGCUGCAGGUGGACCCCAUGAAAAGAGCAACCAUCAGAGAAAUCAGAGAGGAUGACUGGUUUAAACAGGACCUUCCCAAGUACCUUUUCCCUGAGGACCCCUCUUACAGCAACAACAUGAUUGACGACGAGGCCCUGAAGGAGGUAUGUGAUAAGUUUGAGUGCACUGAGGAGGAGGUCCUGACCUGCCUAUACAGUCACAACCAUCAAGAUCCACUGGCCGUCGCCUAUCACCUCAUCAUUGACAAUCGCCGCAUUAUGAGUGAAGCCAAGGAUUUCUACCUGGCAUCCAGCCCCCCCGACUCUUUUCUGGACGACCAGCACCUGACCUCAUCCGGUGCGGCUGUGGCCAGUGUUACGAAGCCUCACCCUGAGCGGGUACCAUUUCUUGUGAUGGAGACUCCGCCCAGGCCUCGCCACACGCUUGACGAAUUAAACCCCCAGAAGUCCAAGCACCAGGGUGUUAGGAGGGCAAAAUGGCACCUGGGUAUCCGCAGUCAAAGUAGACCCAAUGAUAUCAUGUCAGAAGUGUGCCGGGCCAUGAAACAGCUGGAUUACGAGUGGAAGGUAGUGAAUCCAUAUUAUUUACGUGUGAAAAGGAAGAAUCCUGUUACUGGGAUGCAAACCAAGAUGAGCCUUCAACUCUACCAGGUGGACAGCAGAACCUACCUCCUUGACUUCCGUAGCAUAGACGAUGAUAUGUUGGAGACAAAAUCUGGAACUGCUACCCCUCACCGCUCUGGGUCCGUGGGAAAUUACCGCACCACUGUUAAAAGUGAUGUAGAUGGUGGGGACACUCCACUGACACCUAGUAUUGUGCACCCCACAAAGGCAGGAGAAGGCUCCUUGGCGUCAUCGCUAACCUCGUCUAUCGACUCAACUGGAGGGGGUGACAGUGCCACUGUCCCUCGACCAGGAAGCCACACCAUCGAAUUCUUUGAGAUGUGCGCAAAUCUUAUUAAACUACUUGCACGAUAACUUGCAAAAACAAUCGCUAGCCUUUAUCCUCUCUGAGUGUCUUUAUAGCAAUAAGCAUGUAACCGACUCAUGGCUCAGUUUGUCCCAGCUGAGAAUGAAGUGAUAGUUCCAUGGCACUGAUGCAGGUUGGUGAUCCCUAACCUGAAGGGAUGUGUACUGAGCUGACAGGGGAUGUAAGGGGUUAUUGGAAAAGAUGAAUGACAAGCUACAUAAUAGCUAGGACAGAGCAACACAUGUGGGUUAUACAAUUUCCUGAUCAGUUUAAUAGUAGAUUUCCACAUCCCACCAACACACAUACGAGCAAGUGAUUACACUGAAUUUUCUGUACCGUAGACAGUGAUCAUUUCAGUACAGAGAACUAGACCAAGUUUUUACCUGCAGAGAAAGAAGCCUCAAAUUAAGGGUUGAGGAGCUGGCUGAUGCAGGAAGCACUUUUGCACAAGGUUCUUUAAUUUCCUGCUGCUCUUGUUUUUCUCUCAGUAGGGAUCAGAGAAGUAGUGUGGAUGUAUCCAGGUGCUGCACUGCCUAUGACUAGGGUUGACAUGCCCAUCAUUCAUUGGACUGUAAGAAGUGCAGUGAUCCCUGUGUUUCAGUCAUUUGUCGGGGAUUAAAGAAUGCUUCAUCAGAUUGGUUUUCUUUUCUGUGAAUCUGAUACUAAAUUGUCACCGUAUUGUCAAUGAUGUAAAAAUUUGCUUGAAAAUUAUCUGUCCCCGACAUUUUUUUUUUAUCUAAAGACGUAAAUAUAUUUAUCAGUAGAAAGAGUGUUGGUUCUAUUGGAAAUUGCCUUUUUUCUUUCUUGUGUUAACAUCUAUUGCUGGAUGGUAUAUAUCUUCUUUUUUUACUGUCUUGUUUUUUUUUGUAAAUCUAUCACAGAUUUAUUUUCUUUCAAUCACACUUAUUCAGUCAGAUACUUGAUUGUUUCCUGAUGAAUUAUAACCUGCUUUUACCAUUUAAGAUAUAUUUUGCCAUGACAGUCAGAAUCUAGAAAUAUCACGUUAUUUGACAUAUUACAAUGAAAAUUUCAUGUAGACUUUUUAUGUAUCUUUUUUUAAGUGAAUUAUUAGAAUUUGUGAAUGAUUACGACAUACGUGUGUAACAUGCCUUUGCCUACCUUUAAUUCCAAAAUGCCAAUCCACAAGUGUAUAGGCCUCAGGGCUCAAUUUGAAAAUAAGUAGCAACAAUUACAUGCAAUGCAUGGACAGUGUCAUCCAAAAUCUAAAUAUUGUAUUUUUUUGGGAUAUUUUUCCAUUUCGAAUGCCCACACAUUCCCUUGCAGGUUGACCUUGGAAAGGAAGUUGGCAUAUGUUUAAACCUAAAGCAGACAUUUAAGACUGUAAUUAUUAACUCUUGCUGGGUAGGUCAGAAUUUUGACCAACAGGAAAAAAAUCUCUCUUGGCUAAUUUAGUAAAAAUGUCCAACAGAAUCUGUUGCUUACAAUCUCUUAUAAUCAUAAGUAUCUUGUGUCUCCCUCUAUUUCUGGUCCAAAGUCUUGAAGCUUUAACUGGUGUCAGGUUGGCUCCCUUACCAUUAUCAUUAAUCUUUGUUUUAUGUGGGUAAAAGUUGGAAUUUAUACUACUUAUCAAAAUGAUUGGAACCUGUUUUUUUGGUUUUAGUCUACAAAUUAUGGCAUCUGCUUUGCUAAACAUUUUGGGGUAAAAUGACAAAACUCUUAACUGCACAAAGUUUUGGUGCUUCUUGUCAAACUUCUGUAGAUGUCAAUAACUGCUUCCAAUUUUAAAUAAUGGCACUAGAAAAACUAGAUUUAAAUUAUGGUCUUUUGAUAAAUUAAAAACUGGGUAUCAAAAAGAAGUUUGCAUGUUCUCAACAUUACCUCAGCAUUAAAAAUCUAAUAUAUCUAAUUUACAUAAACAAUUUUAUAUUUCAUUUCACAGAUGUACUACAUCUAUAAAUAAAAUUGACAAAAUUAUAUUAUGUUGUCUUCUUGUCCAGCAAAGUUAUUAUUUACAUCCAAGUUAAUGUUUGACCUUUAUGUCUCACCUUUAAACUAAAGGGUAUGACUCAUAGAGGUCAUGGUAAAGCAAUGCACUAUGGUCAUGGAAAAAAUAUAAUUGAAGUUGCAAGUCCUGGUGACAGAACUGUUAUCAUGUCUUACAUGAUUGGUUUUGUGGGAAAGAUGAAUUUGUGAAGCCGUGACCUUUUUGACAGCUCAUGGAAUACUUACCUUACAGACUGUAAGCAGUUGAAUUCAGUUGGUCUGUCUACAGCUUAAAAUGUUCUAUUUUUCUGUGGCGUGUAAAGGGACCCCACCAGAUUGGAGUGUAAAUCUGAAUGAACAGUGUUUGAAUCAUUUGUAUACACAACUGCCUAAUAAACUGCUAAACCGCA